Lactuca virosa is the source of this 486-nucleotide messenger RNA. The record is from the annotation of a GenBank genome assembly. Lineage: Eukaryota; Viridiplantae; Streptophyta; Magnoliopsida; Asterales; Asteraceae.
AUGAGCACCCUUCGUGCUUCUUUACUUGCAUGUCUUAUCUGUUACGUUUGUGGAUGCGUUGCAAAUCUUGCUCUUCUCUUUUGGCGUUUUUACAAUCGCAAUGAAACAUCCAAUGAUUCUGUCUACAGAAUCAAACUAUUAGAAAUAUGGUUGGAUUUGUUCUUUAUCGGAUGGUCUGUUUUCGCGGGCGUGUUGAUAUAUGGAGUACGUUCUCCUGGUUCUGGUGCUCCUAACUUGUACAGGUUAUUAUCAGUGUUUACAGUCUGUCUCACUUUUCAGUAUAGCAUGUCACUUUGUCUCCCAUGUAUCAUUCCAGUUCUGUCAAAAAAAGCUACUAGUACUACUGAGCCGAUUAUCCCUGUGACCACCUUCAAAAUUAAUAUCAAGAAACUAGAGCAUGGAAAUGAUAAAGAACCCCACGAAAGUACAACAGAAGGUGGGGUCGUGUCUACAGUAACAGAAAAUGAACGUGUCAUCCUACCAUGA